This is a messenger RNA of Phragmites australis (common reed), 645 nucleotides long. RefSeq lists its product as uncharacterized. The record is from RefSeq and is a predicted model, not a curated record. The transcript has 3 exons. NCBI's taxonomy places the organism in Eukaryota, Viridiplantae, Streptophyta, Magnoliopsida, Poales, Poaceae. The coding region runs from base 1 to 645 and encodes 214 amino acids.
AUGAGCUCAUCAGAGUCUGAAGGUAUGCUAAUGUUCUCGACGGACUCGAGCGACAAAGAGGACGAAUUGUUGUUGCUGGUCGCCAUCGAGGAGGAACAGGCUGCAUCGCAAGGUCGGAGCCGGCAGCGUGGCUCCGUCCCGGGCCAUGUGGUCAUAGACUGUGGGCACCGGGAAGAUGCUGCUAGACUGUUCAGGGACUACUUCACCAAUAACCCAGUGUAUGGUGAUGCAUUGUUCCGUCAUAGGCUCACCGACGGGACUGAGGCUAAUGUGUCAUAUACCGUUAACGGUAACAGGUAUGACAUGGGGUACUACCUAGGGGACGCAAUUUACCCCGAAUGGGCGACCAUAUCGAGGUUUGCCAUAAUCCGCGGACUAACAAGAGUUUGGGAUAAAAGCACGCUACAGAACAUAAUGACCGCAUGUGUCAUAAUGCACAAUAUGAUAAUUGAGGACAAAAAGGGAGGCGCCGCGUCGGAGGAUGUGUUCGACUAUAUGGGUGAGAAAGCAACAGUGCAUCGAGAUCCAGACCAAGCACUCCUGCACUAUGUCGAAGCCACUGAAGCCAUCAGGAACCGUGCAUUGCACCACCAAUUGCGUGAAGACCUGAUGGAGCACCUUUGGAGUCUUCAUGGAGCACAGUAG